AUGAAUCGCUGGGCUAAACUUCUUAGUUUGCAUCACACACAAAAUGGUGAAGCACAAGCAGCGAAAGAAGAAGGGCUAAAAGAAGAGAAGAAGGAGCAGAAAACAAAAGUGAACUGGAAGGAGUGGGUGAUUGAUCCCUCUGAAGAGUUUUAUUAUGGCUGGUUGCAGGUCAUGAUCUUUCCCAUUAUCUACAACUGGGUUGUUAUUAUCCUCAGGGUCUGUUUUUCUGAAGUUGAUCAGACAUUUCAGGCCAUUUGGUACACCUUAGACUACAUCUCAGAUCUGGUCUAUGUGGCUGACAUAUUUGUCAAGUUCCGCACUGGAUUUUUGGAGCAAGGCAUCCUAGUACGAGAUAUGUCCCGGCUAAAAAAACGCUACCUGCACUCCUCUCAGUUCUUUUUAGAUGUGCUGUCCCAGCUGCCCACUGAUCUACUCUACCUGAAUAAUUUUUUUAAAACUCCUUUAGUGCGGAUCAACCGGUUCCUUCGCUCACCUCGUCUCUCAGAGACCUUGGACCGCAUGGAGACACGCACUGCCUACCCCAAUGUAUUCCGAAUAUCCAAACUAAUGAUCCUCAUCUUUAUCCUCAUCCACUGGAAUGCAUGCCUUUAUUUUGCCCUGUCACAAAAUAUUGGGUUUGGAAGUGAUAAUUGGGUCUACCCCGGCCUCAGGGAUAGUCCGGGUCUUAAUUCCACACGCCAUCAGUACUUCUACUCCUUCUGGUUUUCUACUCUGAUCCUCACUAUGGUGGGAGACACCCCUAAUCCAGUUUGUGAGGAGGAGUUUCUCUUCAUGAUCGCUGACCUUUUGAUUGCCGUGCUGGUUUUUGCCUCUGUGAUGGGAAGUGUAGGGAACGUGAUAAUGAACCUGCGUGACCGGGACAACGUCUUCUUCCCUAAUCAUGAGCUGGUAAAGAGCUACUUGCGCAGCCGGCGAAUCAACAAAAUGCUACACAACCGUGUCAAUGCCUGGUACCAACAUCUACAUAUCAACAAAAAGAUCACCCGGGAGAAUGAAAUCCUCCAGCAGCUCCCAGUCACACUGCAGACGGCCAUUGCUGUGAGCGUGCACCUACCCACUUUAUCCAAGGUUACCAUCUUCCAAAACUGUGAGAGCAGCCUGCUGGAACAACUGGUGCUCAAGCUCAUGCCACAGGUCUACAACCCUGGGGAGUAUGUGUGUAGGAAAGGUGAUGUAGGGCAUGAGAUGUAUAUCAUUAAAGAGGGGAAGCUGGCUGUGGUGGCAGAUGAUGGGGUCACUCAGUUUGCUGUACUUGGUGAUGGCAACUUCUUUGGAGAAAUCAGCAUUCUCAACAUAAAAGGUAACAAAUCAGGUAAUCGACGCACAGCCAACAUCCGCAGCAUUGGUUACUCAGACCUUUUCAGCCUGUCCAAGGAGGACCUGACAAACACACUGUCUGAGUUUCCAGCUGCUAAGCGCCUUUUGGAGGAAAAGGGGCGCCAGAUCCUCACCAAGAUGGGAAUGCUAGAGGUUUCAGAUGAGGUAGAAGAGGAAAAGGAGAAGAUGGAGGACAAAGUGGUGCGCAUUGGGUCUAGCCUGGAGACAUUACAGACCAAGUUAGCACGAUUGAUGGUCGAACUGGAGUCUAGUGUCCGCAAAAUGAUGAAUCGUGUGGCGCAGCUAGAACUGCAGACUGAGGGCUGGGAGGGCAUUGUGGCCGAGGGGGCUGGGAGCGAAACUGAGGAUGAGACUGAUAGAAAGAGGGAGGUUGGAGAUGGUAAGGGAGAGGGGGACCAAGAAAAGGAACCACAAGGAGAGAGGGGUGAGGGGGAUGGAGGGGAGGAAGAUAAGGAUGUGGGGAAAGAGGCAAAAAAGAAGUGA
Tachysurus vachellii is the source of this 1842-nucleotide messenger RNA. RefSeq names its product cyclic nucleotide gated channel subunit alpha 4 (gene cnga4). Gene Ontology annotation, cellular component: intracellular cyclic nucleotide activated cation channel complex; plasma membrane. The record is from RefSeq and is a predicted model, not a curated record. Gene Ontology annotation, biological process: monoatomic cation transmembrane transport; potassium ion transport. Lineage: Eukaryota; Metazoa; Chordata; Actinopteri; Siluriformes; Bagridae. Gene Ontology annotation, molecular function: protein-containing complex binding; voltage-gated potassium channel activity; intracellularly cGMP-activated cation channel activity. The transcript has 7 exons. The coding region runs from base 1 to 1842 and encodes 613 amino acids.